UCCAGGCUGCUGACGGACGCAGUUAGAUUUAUUAUUAUUUUUUAUUUUAUUUAAUUUUUAAUUCCACUGGAAAAAGAAGAAGAGCUCCUAGGCAGGACUGGGUGGCUUCCUGUCCCCAUCGUAACCAUUUCCCCCUCCCCCGACUGCGUUACGACUCCAAAACAACGCGUUUAAACGGCGCAAAAAAAAGGACUUAAACGAGGAAGACGAGGAGCGAGCAUCUCUAACUUCUGCAAUCAUGAUGUCCAUGAACAGCAAGCAAGCUUUCAGCAUGCAUCCGAUUCUCCACGAGCCCAAAUACGCACCUCUGCACUCCAGCUCGGAGGCGAUCCGAAGGGCAUGUCUGCCCACACCGUCGCUGCAGGGAAACAUCUUUGCAGGCUUCGAUGAGACGCUCCUGCAGAGAGCCGAGGCUCUGGCCGCGGUGGACAUCGUGACCCAGAAGAGUCACCCAUUCAAGCCAGACGCCACGUACCACACCAUGACCACGAUGACAGGCAUGACGGGGACGCCGACGUCCUCAGCGUCGCACCUGCACCACCCGUCCGUGCUCACGUCUCAUCACCACGCACACCACCCACACCACCACCACCACCAGACUCAGGGUCUGGAGGGGGACCUUCUCGAGCACCUCUCGCCGGGCAUCUCGCUCGGUGGCAUGCCGACCGCCGCGGACGUGGCAUCGGGCGCAUCGCACGCACACUCGCACAUGGCCGCGGCCAUCAACCACGCGCAGCACCAUCACCACCCGCACGCGCAGGCCGUGAACGUGCACCACUCGCACCACGCCCUGGCCGCACACGCCUCCCUCGCCGCCGCCGCCGGCGCCGCAGCGUGCGACGCCGAGCCCGACCCUCGCGAGCUCGAAGCGUUCGCCGAGCGCUUCAAGCAGCGGCGCAUUAAACUCGGCGUCACCCAAGCGGACGUGGGCUCCGCGCUCGCCAACCUCAAGAUCCCCGGCGUCGGGUGCCUGAGCCAGAGCACCAUCUGCCGCUUCGAGUCGCUCACGCUCUCCCACAACAACAUGGUGGCCCUGAAACCAAUCCUCGAAGCGUGGCUCGAGGAGGCCGAGAGGGCGCAGCGAGAGAAGAUGGCCAAGCCCGAGAUCUUCAGCGUGGGCGACAAGAAGCGCAAGCGCACGUCCAUCGCGGCGCCCGAGAAGCGCUCGCUCGAGGCCUACUUCGCUGUGCAGCCACGACCCUCGUCCGAGAAGAUCGCCGCCAUCGCCGAGAAGCUCGACCUCAAAAAGAACGUGGUGCGCGUGUGGUUCUGCAACCAGCGGCAGAAACAGAAGCGCAUGAAGUUCUCGGCGACGCACUGAACAUCUGAACAAAAAUAUAAUAAUGAUAAUAAUAAUAAUAAUAAUAAGAAGAAGAAGAAUAAACGUUUUAUUGGACACAAAGGAAACUUUCGACAUCCCAAAAACAAAACAACAAUUCAGACAAAAGGUUAAAUCAAACAAAACCCACGCGCCGGGGAAGAUACAAAGAUCUCACGGAGGAUAAUUUCGAGCCUGGAUGAGAGCAUGCAGGAGAGCAACUCCACUCACGGCGGAUGAGAAGAUGAAGAGAAAGGAAGAAAGGAAAAGAAAAGAAUACCGGAAAAAAAGAAGAAGAAAUGAAAUAACUUAUUGUACAAAAAAAUGGAAAUAGAAUAAUUACAUAUUCUCUUAAAUAACUCUUUUUAUAUUGAUUCAUGUACAUAACUGUGAAUACAUGACACACAUCUGUGAAGAUCUCACCGUCCUUUUAGGGUUUUUUUUCACUUUCUCUUUUUCUUUUUUGGUUUUCGAGGAGAAAAAAAAAGGAAGAAAAGGUUUAAAGAAAAAGUUUGCCAUCAUAAAAAAACUUUCAUGUCAUUCAGUGUGUUUGGGAGGAAGAGACCUGGUCGAGAUUAGGGGUCUGGCUUUCUGGAAUUUGUCGCAUGGUUUCAUUUAUUUUAAGGCGCUUUUAUUAUUUGACUCCCCGUUUUUUUGACGCAUCGCAAUAAAUACGCACAGGCGAAGGCGCGCGCACACACACACACACACACACACACACACACACACACACACACACACAUAUAUACACAAUGACCCCCCCUUCCCCCCACCACUAAGUCUGCGUCUACCUCAUGAUCCUGACACAUUUUUACCCAUUUUGGAAAUAAUAAUAAAAAAUUGAAUACGCGGCUUUCAAAUCGGGCAUCUUGUUUUUCAAAAAAAGAGAAGAAAAUAAUGCUUUCAAAAAAUGAAGACAAAAAAUCGGAUUGUGGUAUGUCUCAGCUAAUUUCACUGCAACGAUGCUUUGACAAUCAAGUGGUUACAAUAAUGAUGGGCUCUUCAUGAAAAAUCUUAUUUGAACAUAUGUUCUGCUAUUAUUAUUAUUAUUAUUAUUAUUAUUAUUAUUAUUAUUAUUAUUAUUAUGACCGGGCCUGUGAAUGGAAACAUGGAGUCACUGCAUUCUGAAAACAAACAAAAAGUUCAUUGCACUUUGUAGAUAUUGUUGAAAGAGACUACCAAUUUUUUUUUGUUGUUUGACUUAUUUAUAUUUAAAAAUAAAUGAUUUUUAUUGUUUUUUUUUUCUUUUUCGUCGUAUUUACUAAUUUAUUUGAACAUUAAUUUAUUUUAAAGUUGUCAUAUUUUUCAUUUGUGAACGUGUGUUUAAAUUGUGUCUGUGUAAAUCGACAGAAAAAAAAUUUCAAAUAAACCAUGCACGUUUUACCUCACUGGUGA
Molecule: messenger RNA, 2713 nt
Organism: Silurus meridionalis
Lineage: Eukaryota; Metazoa; Chordata; Actinopteri; Siluriformes; Siluridae
Gene: pou4f4
Product: POU class 4 homeobox 4
Exons: 2
Coding region: 239-1321 (360 amino acids)
Biological process (GO): regulation of transcription by RNA polymerase II
Molecular function (GO): DNA-binding transcription factor activity, RNA polymerase II-specific; RNA polymerase II cis-regulatory region sequence-specific DNA binding
Source: RefSeq, a predicted model, not a curated record